AAAAUCGGAGUAACAUCGAGUGAGGUAAUAAGUUGUACAAAAGUAGUGGUGUUUAGCCCAUUUGCACCAUAGAGAAGCUUCCAGGCGCAUGCCGCCAAAGUCCCAAUAUGGGCACAGUCACGAGAUGAGCAGUGUGGCCUAUGUAGUGUGGCCUGCGCUAUUUGAUCAUCAUGUGAUCACUAACGCACGAUCACGUGUCAACCAUCGACCUUGGUUGAGUUUCCAACGUGCCAAGAUCAGUCUCCCCAACAUGUCCGCAACGCCUUCAACGAAACGCGCGCCCUUUACGCCCCGCACGACACGCGUCCCUCGCACGAUCAGCGCUGAUCUGAAUGAACUAUCAUCGAGACAACCUCGCGCUACCGCACCGUCCGUCGUCCUCCCUGCCACGAAGAAGUACAAGGCACCACUGUCCUCGGGGGCACGGUCCCGCUCGAAGGGGCCUGUUCUACCUACAGUACCCGGGAGCCCUACGAAGUCUCGACCUCCUUCUCGCGCGGGAUCCGCGAUGGGUGGUUCGAGCCCUGCCCUCGCUCCGCUCUUUCCCCAACACAACGUGGAAGAUUCCGUCGUCGACUUCCAAACGGUGGGGAUAGAUUUGACGGGAGAUGCGCUGGCAGGAGACCUGAGCAGUAUGUCGAUUGCUGCAGCGGAUGUGGCCGUCGAUAAGGUUAUGGUUUCUGUUCGCGUCCGUCCAGGUAGCAAUUCGGGCCCGAGGGCAUGGGCUAUCUCGGACGAUGAUACGAUUCAACCCUCUGGGGAACACGGCUCUGCCGCACCGACGCCGGCCAACCGAUUCACGUUCGACACGAUCCACACGACGAUACCGACAGCACCAUUGUACACCACGGCGGCCCGACCGCACGUGCACGCAUUCAUGUCAGGCUACAACGCGGUGGUCUUCGCCUAUGGACAGACUGCGUCCGGGAAGACGUAUACACUAACUGGAACGCCCGAGGAACCGGGUAUCAUACCCCGCGCACUGCGCGAUGUGUUUGCCUUCAUCAGGGCUACGCCGACACGAGAAUACCUCCUGCGGUGCAGCUAUCUGGAGAUAUACAACGAGACUAUCUAUGAUUUGUUGGCGCCCGCUGCUGCGCAGAAGGGCGUUGAGAUCCAGGGCAGCGCGGCUGGAGGGGAGAUUAUUCUUGCGGGGCUCCGUGAGGAAGUUGUCACGAGUUUGGCGAACGUCAAAGAUGUGCUGAAACGUGGCGAGGCCAACCGGCGGACUGCGAGCACGGAUUGGAAUGAGCGGAGUAGCCGAAGUCACUCGGUGUUCCGUGUGGUGUGUGAGAGUCGGGAGCGUGGAGGGUCCAGGGAUCACACAGAAGACGAUGGGGUGAGCAAUGGACGACAUACACCUGGUCUCAGUGGUCGGAGCACUCCUGGACUGGGGGGACCUCGACUACAGGCCAAAGGUGGAAGGAGCGUCCAAAGCUCAGUGCUGAGCUUGAUUGAUCUUGCUGGCUCUGAGCGAGCGACAUCGGACAAAGACAGGACAAGAGAGGGGCGCUAUAUCAAUACCAGUUUGCUCACUCUGGGAACCGUCAUCUCCACGUUGGCUGAGAAUGGGGCCAAGGGGAAGCACGACCAUGUGCCAUACCGCAACUCGAAACUGACUCGGAUGCUCCAACCAUCGUUGUCCGGGAACGCUCGAAUUAGUGUGGUUUGCACCAUCAACCCUGAUUCGAAUGCCGUGACAGAGACUAUGAGCACGCUGCAAUUUGCUCGGAGGAUCAAGGGAGUGCAGCUCAACGCGCAAAAGAAGGAGAUUGUGGACACGGAUGCGCUGAUUGAGAAAUACCGGAAGGAAAUCGAAGAUCUGAAGCGCAGAUUGGAGGAACGUGAAGAAGAGGCCGGCAGGGACGCACCUAGUUUGCGCACCAGGAGAUUGUCUGCACGGGAGCAAAUCGAUGAGUCGAAGGCCAUGACGGACAUGAACACACGAAUCAAACAGCUCACCAAGCUGAUCCUGACAAGUCAGACUGUGGGCAGUGGCGAUGACUCUCGUCCAGCAAGCCCUGUGAAGGUUGACUUCGAUAUGUCGCCGUAUCAGCUGCAACAAGAGUUACUGGCCGCACGACUUCAACUUGAAAGCCAAUCCAACCAGAUAUUAUCUCUCGAAGCCUCAUUGGCCUUGACACGGACCGACAAUCCCGACGAUGAGACCGAGGACAAAGACAGCAUCAUUGCCGAGCAGGCUAAACGUAUCAAAGAACUGGAAGCCACUAUGCAAUCACACGGAGAGCCGAGCGACAGGUUGGAGCGAGUGGAACAAGAAUGGAGUGAAAAGCUGCAGAGAGUUGUGAAAGAGAAAGAGACAUGGGCCAACGAACUUGUGCGCGAACUCGAAAAAGAGAAGAAGAUGCGACAGCACUUGGAGGAGGAGCGACGUGCGCUUGCUGCGUUUGUCACCAAAUUCGACUCUUUGGGCCUGGGCAUGUUGUCUGCAGCGGCUUCUCCCGUCAAGCCAAGUCCCGGAAAGGCUUCGGCAACAUUUGCCAGUCGAAGGGAAGCACGCCACCAGUCCAGACAAGUGGAUGAAUUCGAGUCGCCGAUGCGAAUGUCCUUGGAUCUUUCAAGUAAAUUUGGGGCCCAGCCGAGUCUAUUGGAGCAGAUGCCCGAAGAAGAAUGGGAUGCGGCAGCAGAUGCCAGUUUCGAGGUCGACAGUCAUGCCACUUGGCCCGCUCGCGUUGGGAAAACCGUCUUGGUCGGUAGCGGACCAAGCUCGCCAGCUCGCAUAUUCGGUCUCAGUGCCAAGGAGAACGUGCCUACACAGAGCAACUAGUCGUCGUGUAUAUAUUCGCUUUGCAAAUUCGUAACAUUUCUGCUUUCGGUGUUA
Mycena citricolor is the source of this 2842-nucleotide messenger RNA. Lineage: Eukaryota; Fungi; Basidiomycota; Agaricomycetes; Agaricales; Mycenaceae. The record is from the annotation of a GenBank genome assembly.